AUGUUUAUGAAUUUAAUUUUACUGAGACUUGUGAUACCAGCUUUCUAGAUUCAAUAAUAACAAUUUUUAGAUCAGGAAAAAAUAAGGCUGGACUACAUUUUUUAUCAGAUGGCUAUAAAUAACCAAAAUGAUGAAUAAAAUUUUUUAAAUCUAAAUUUGCAAUUACUAUAGAAGGUUCAAGAAUUUGAUACUUACUCUAAUCUUUAUUAAAAUUAUAGCAUUUUAAAUAGAAAUAACAAUGAAACUCUUUUAUUAGUGAAUGAGAAAUCACAGCUGAAGGCCUUGUUAUCAUUUACAAAUUUUCUAAUAAACGAUAAAUUAUUUGUAACCAUAUCAAAUUUUUCAAUUUAACUACCUUAAGAAAAUUGUGAACAAGUUUACUUUUUACAAGACGAUCAUCUGCUUGUAAUUUGCAAAGAGAAUGGUAAUAGCUUAUAAAUUUUUAUAAUUAACAAAUUACAAAUACUUGAUCAAAAAUAGCUUACUUAUGAGUUUAAAUGUGAGAUUGGUUUUUCAAAAAUAGAUUAGAUGCUAAUUAUUUAUGAAAAAAAUUGUUUCGAUAUCUUUGUAUAUAAAAUAGAAAUUGAUUUAGAAAACUAUAAACUAAAUAUUUAAUAUUUUUCUGAAUUAAUGACCAAAUUGAUAGAAGUUUAAAAUUAAUUCUCUUAAAGAUUAAUAUAGUUAGAAAUCUGUUAAAAUGAAUAAUUUUACAUAGCAUUUUAAUAGAUGGUUUUAUAUUAUUCAAAUUAAAUAUAGUUAUUGAGCCCAAAUUAUAAGGUAAAACGAGAAAAUUUAGAAAUAUAUAAGCUCUUUAAUUGUUGUAAAAACCCAUAUAUUACACAAAUUAAUAAAAAGACAGGUAAUUAUAAACUUAUCUUAGGUACCCUAAUAUUUAAAAACAAAUACAAUAUAAGUACUCAAGGUUAUAGAUAAUCCUACUUCAGUCCUUAUUUCAUUUUACAUCAUUUCGAUGAUAAAGUAGUAGUCUAGCUAAGCGAAAAAUUGCAGUUUUAGUUGCAUUCAGAAUUUUUCCAGUUUUUUCAAAUUUCUGAUAUGCUUUACUUUGUUUCAGUGGAAAGCAAUGGCAAACUCUCUAUUUUUGAAUUACAAAAUGGAAAUAUUUAUUUAAAAGAAAUGAAAUCAGAAAAGAUAGGCAUUUAUAAGAUUUUGAAUUUGACCUCAGUAAUUAUGAAAGUUGAACCUUUCGAUAUUCAUAAACUAUAAUUAAAAAUAGCACCCAAAACCACUCAAAUUAUUUAACAAAAAUUUGAUAUUUAAAUAAGAAUUAAUUUAAGCGAGAUAUAAGAAACACUUCCUUUAACAUUAUUUUCUAUUGAAUAAAAUGGUGAGGAAAUAGGAUUUGAUGAAGGCUUUGAAGGGUUUCAUGAAGCUAAUAUUAAAGAUGAAUCUAUAAAGAAUGUGUGGUUUUUGAAUUUAGGAUCAAACUAAAAUAUCUUUAUUUAGGAAUUCUAAACUUCUAUAUUAAUAAAAAUGUUUUUAGAGUAAAAAUUAAUAAAAGAAUUCAACAUAUUGAUUCAAUCGAAGUAUAUUUUAACUCUUGUAAAUGCUUUCUCAUAGUCAAUAAUUAUAAUUUAUGAUUACUUUAUAGAAAUUUAUAAAAUUGAGAACUUUCAGAUAAUUAAUUGGGUAUCCUAUUAUACAGAUGAGAUCAUUAUUGCAAAUAUUUAUGAAAACUCAAUAUGGAUACUCUUUCAGUCAUGUAUAUUGCAUUAAGUAGAUAUAUCUAAAUCCCUUAAUUAGAAGACUUUUCAUAAUUUCAAAUUGCACAAAAGUUGUAGAUUAAAUUCACUUUAUUCUAUUAAUUUAAUAAUCUAGGAUCAAGAAAUCUAUUAUAAGCCGAACAAUAAAAUUACGUAUUAAUUAAAAUUUGAAUCCAGAAUUAUUGAUUUCAUUAUGACAAAAUUUUAGGAUACUCAAUUCAAUUCAUACUUUCUAACUUUAAUCUAAGAGGAAUAAGGUAUAAAAAUAAGCCUUUAUAUUAUUGAUAUUUAAAAUUUAGUUCAUUUAUAUGAUCUUCCAUUUUACUAAUAUAAGCCUAUACAGCCAUUAAAUUAUAAACUGUAAACUCAAUUUUUUAUGAUAGUUGUCUAAGACGAUUCGGAUGAGAAGUGUUUACUUAUAUAUAAUAUUAAAAAUAUAGGAAAAAAAUCAUUGAUAAAGAUUAUAAAAUUAAAUAAAGAGUAAAUAGUGUAUAAUUUUAUAGAAGAUUAAGACAGUAUCAUUUAUUUUAAGGAUGGGAAAAUCAGAUUUAACAAGAUCUAGGAAAUUAACAUUAAGCUAAAUUAUUUUGAUUUAAUAAAUAAUAAUAUGGACUUUUACACAAUCAAAAAUUUAAAUAUAAAAUUUACAUCUUUAAUUAAAAGUCUUAAUUAAUAUGUAUACAUGCCUUUAAAAAUACUUCAUCUAAAUACUAUUUAAAACUUAGCAAUUAUCAAUAAUUAGGUGUAAUUGAUCAGUCAAAAUGGAUACUUAAAUCUUAGCAACAUUUACGGUAGCAUAGAUAAAAUUGAGGUGAUUCAGAAAAAUGGAUUUAUUGAAAUGAAUCCAGUAAAUUAUACAUGGAAUAGAAUAGAGUGCAUUUUUUAUAAUAAUAAUGUCUGCUAGAUUAGCAAAGAAAGAUUUAUGAUCAAUUAUUUUUCAAAGGGACAAAAUAUUUAUACAUAAUAAUUAAUUUAAAAUGUUCAAUCAGUAAUUUAUGAUAAAAAAUAGUCUAAAUAUAUUUUUAUAUGCUUUUCUAUGUUUACAUACAGUAUAACGUAUUUUGAAAUAUAUCUAAAGUUUACAGAAACUAAUAAUGCUAAAAUAACUAAAAUCUAGAUAUUGGAAUAGAAUUUUGA
Molecule: messenger RNA, 2858 nt
Organism: Paramecium octaurelia
Lineage: Eukaryota; Ciliophora; Oligohymenophorea; Peniculida; Parameciidae
Source: the annotation of a GenBank genome assembly